UUGGAUAAACUCCUGGAAGACUUCAAUAUGGCAAAUUUACCCAAUCUUCGAAGGCUCUUUGUUGAAGCAAGAACAGAUGCUGAAGAGAGCACAUAUUCAAGGAAUGCUUUCUACAACAUAGUCUUAUUCAUAUCAUCUAUUGCAGUAUUCAGUGUUGUUGCACAGCGUGUCAGCAAAGUUCAAACCUGAUUACUAGCGAUGGAAUGCUCUAUCCAGGCAACUGGAAAGAGACGUCAACAAUUUGCUGUACGAAACUUUUCAUUAUCUUGGCUUUCUAGAGGCUUGAAUAAAGUUCCUGGGCCUCGUAUGAUUGAGCGUGCAGGACUCUGGAAUGUGUGAAUGAAGAACUCAAGAGUCCAACACACCUGCUUUGGAAGACACUGUCCCUGAUCUUCACAGGGCCGGGGUGUAGAGAAGCAUCGUGAUCACAAACGCAGUGAUCCCUUUUGCUUUACCACAGUGCCAAGAUGAAAUACUACCCACAUGGCCUAUUACAUAAGGGCUCAAUCACAAACAGAUUUUCUCCUUCCCGGUGACUCCUUGGUAUAUCAUAGCUCUUCUUCCCCGUUCCCCAUUGUCCCCGUAAA
Messenger RNA from Botrytis deweyae, 587 nucleotides. RefSeq lists its product as uncharacterized. The record is from RefSeq and is a predicted model, not a curated record. The transcript has 3 exons. Gene Ontology annotation, biological process: outer mitochondrial membrane organization. NCBI's taxonomy places the organism in Eukaryota, Fungi, Ascomycota, Leotiomycetes, Helotiales, Sclerotiniaceae.